GGCCAGUGCAGCGACUACUGCGCGUGAAUCCAACAAAGCCAAAAAGGGGAGAUCGACACGGGUUGAAACUUACUUCACAGAGAAAAGGGUGAAAGCCAAAGGACCUCUUGUCAACGUUGAAUGUGUUCGCUACGAAUCAGCAGGCAUCCAGCCAGCGAUAGAUGAGGAGCGUUUAUAUACGGUGCAAACUUUCUGAGAGCAGCUAUAGGCUAGCACUUCUGAACCGUUUCUGCUCACCCCGACGCGCAGAUAAAGGUGUGACACUCCCGAAUCAAGCUUCACUGAGCAGCGAUUGUUCACAAUACAGUGUUUCGUUUUGCGCUGUUAGUUCUGCUCGCGGAAGGCCGCUCUCUUCCAAUCGGUGCCGACGAUACACGGUGCAGUGGUGGAAGUGGUGUGUGCUGUGGUCGAGUGGCCUCUGUACAAAUGCGUGGAGCAAUGUUAGCCAAACUGAAGUCUGGUCUGCUGAACAGCAAGGCUGGUGGUAGCUCUCCAUUGCCGCAUGGCAAGGAGACGCGGACCAGUCCUUCUGGUGGUGGCAGUGUGACUGCGGCCGACGAGGGAGACAGCGACGAGCAUUUCGACGAGCCACUGGACCCAAACUAUAUGCUGCAGACGCAGGAGAAGAAACAGCAGCAGUUGGCCCGUAGCGUCAGCAACAACAUGGAACGAAUACCGCACCGCUCCAGCCCUGGGCGCAGUCCAGUUCCUGUUCGUCGUGGAGGCUCGCCACGCAACAAGGCGACGACCACCUCGCAUGGUUCACUGGAAGUAAGCGCGCUUAGUGGCGGCUGUAGUGGUGAGUCGAGCCUGGACAGCCCCAACAUGAGCCGUUCGCGAACGCUCCCUGGUGGUUCGAGUCCAUCCACCUCCAAAUUUCCCACUUCGCCGUCCAUGGGCUCCAUUUCAGGUGGCAACAGUCGCUCGGACGUGCGGGACAACUCCGUAGCACCUGGGGGCUCCUCCGUAACUGUGGCGUUCAAAAAGAAGGCCAAGGAAAUCAGAACCCUCCCGGCAUCGGCUCCAACGGAGCCCUCCAUCGUUGUCGUGCGCGGAGCGGCUCCGAACGACGACUACGUCGACCCGUUCGAUGCUAAACUACGGGGUGCCCUGCUGGGUGCGCAGGCAGCCACGUCUGGAUCCCCGUCCGCCGGCGGGAACGGCGCCGGUCAUCGGCGACACGAACCGUCCGACACGUACGAGGACCCGUUCGACAGCAAGCGCAAUGGCCUGUCCGCCCCGAAGCCCGUGCCGGCUGCCGCAUCCGACACGUACGAGGACCCGUUCGACACCAAGCAUAAUGGCGCGUAUUUGAGCAGCGGCGGGAGAAAUUCCCGCCGCUCGUCCCCACCGGCGGCGGAUAACGACGUGUACGAUUCGCCGAUCGAUGCACGUUCCAGUCCACUGCCUCCGACACAGUCUGAUGAUGGUAAUAACUACAUGGAUCCGUUUGAUCAGAAACCUCGGCCGCGCUCCAGUCCUCUGCCGCAGAAAAAAACGUCCAAGGUGAGACUUGUGGACAACGGCAAACUACCUCCAUCCUUAUCAAGCGACGGGAACUACUGUGAACCAUUUGAUGCGAUACGUACUAAUGGAGGAGUUUAUCCCCCAGCAACGGCUGCUGCUAUUCCGCCACGUAAGCACUCCAGUACCGCAUCUACCACGUCGCGACUCUCGACAGGUUCGAUCGGAGAACUGCGCACAGGACCCCCUAGAACGAUCAGCGUGCCCGAAGUGCUAAUCGAUUCUACACGGAAUGACGAUGAGCCGGUAUCUUCUAGAGGAGGUCAGCGACAUGGUGGUAUGAGUCCGAUGCGUGAACCGAGCUCAGACUACUGCGAGCCGCUCGACUCGGUUCUGAGACACGCCCGAGCAUCGCAGAACAGCAGCGGUGGCAGGUCGCCAGUGCAUCCCCGAUCUCCGUCGUCCGAACGAGCCCCGGGUGAGAGGAGUCCAGAGAACUCCUUACCCGGCUCCACGAAUAUCUCCAGAUCGAACUCAUCCAGAUCAAUACGCAACGAUGGAGAAGUGCCUCCAGAAAAGCUGCCGCUCGAUGAUCAACCAUGGUAUCACGGAGCACUGCGCAGAGAUGAUGCAGAGCGGCGGCUGGCUGGCGCUGCUGCAGGCUACUUCAUCAUUCGGCAAAGCGAGAGCUGUCUAACAGACUUCUCCCUCUCACUGAGGAAUCACCACGAGACGAUGCACUUGAAGAUCCACCGCCGCUCCAAGGACAACCGCUUCGUGCUGGGCCUUCACAGCAUGCCGUUCCGCAGCAUUCCGGAGAUGAUCACCUACUACCUCAAGCACAACCUGCCCAUCCGCGGCGCAGAGCACAUCUCACUGGUGCAGGGACUUCCCCGCAACAGCCCUAUCUACGCCAAUGUACACCUCGUGGAUGGCUCCUCAUAGGGCUCUCACUGGCACAGUAACUUCCCCUCAGCAGCUCUAUCUACGCCAAUAUGCACCUUGAGGAUGGCUCCUCAUAGUGCUCGGAGAGAGAGAGAGACCUACCUAGAUGCAUAAUGCUUUGCCGAAAUUAUGCAAGUGCUCAACGUAUACAAGUUUAACCCUGACAAGACAAAUGGCCUACGGGUUGAUUCGUCGGUCAACAAAAUCCUAUACAAGUACCUGAAGCAUAUCACCGUAUCUUUACUGCUAGGAUAGAUCCUGUGAUAACUUUCACUAGUUUAGAGGUAUCAACUGGCAAUCCAAGGGGUUGCUCCAUUGCCGCGACUUGAGUGCUAAAGUAAUUAGUGUAGAAACUUUCUCUUUUUCUAGCUUGCGGCUCAAUCAGAGUUUUCUCCACACUAGAUGCAGGAGGGUGAGAACACAGCGAGACGUGAUUAUUGUGUCAUUUUACCACCGGCUUUGAGUAAUCAAUGACUUUUUUUAUCUCCGUUUCAUCAGUCUUUCUUCGUCAUGUCGUCUAGCGCGCGCGACCUUGAGAACUCCACACGCGAUUUGUGCGCUGAUAUCUUUCUGCCUAUUCACGCAAUGUGUAAUUUCUCUUUCUUCUGUUUUUCAAGAUUUUAGCUGUCACACACGUGUGGCAAUAUACCAGGGAUCUACAAGAAUGAAAGAUGAAAUUCUCACAC
Messenger RNA from Sycon ciliatum, 3095 nucleotides. RefSeq lists its product as uncharacterized. Lineage: Eukaryota; Metazoa; Porifera; Calcarea; Leucosolenida; Sycettidae. The transcript is spliced from 7 exons. Gene Ontology annotation, molecular function: phosphotyrosine residue binding. The record is from RefSeq and is a predicted model, not a curated record. The coding region runs from base 427 to 2409 and encodes 660 amino acids.